This is a messenger RNA of Cetraspora pellucida, 999 nucleotides long. The record is from the annotation of a GenBank genome assembly. NCBI's taxonomy places the organism in Eukaryota, Fungi, Glomeromycota, Glomeromycetes, Diversisporales, Gigasporaceae.
AUGACUUCUUUAAUUCCUGUAUCAGUAUUUAACAGAUUACCGUUAUCCACUAUUCCUCCAUCAAUUCAAUCAUUAUGUCAAAUGACUAUACUUGUUGUUUUUAUACCAUUCAUAAUUACUAUAUCAGUCUGUCUUUCAUUAUGUGAUAUUGUAACUGGAAUUUAUGGUAAAAACAAUAAUCCACCUAAUGCUAACGCUAAGGUUAUUCUGAUAACCGGAGCAAGUUCUGGAAUUGGUGCUGCUAUCGCGCUAGAGUAUGCAAAGCCUGGUGUAACUCUAGGGCUUCUAGGACGUAAUGAAGAACGGUUAAAUCAAAUAUUCCAACGAUGCAAAGACAAGGGUGCAGAAUGUGUGAUGUUAAAAGUAGAUAUUUCAAACACGAUGGCUUUAAUUAAGAUGCUAGAAUAUUUCGACGAUAAGCAUCCAAUAGAUCUUUUAUUCGCUAAUGCUGCUCAAGUUGGAGUUACUCGAGAUGAUAGCGAUACUGUAGAAUGGGAAGAUGCAUGGAAACGAUUCAUUGAAGUUAAUUAUAUGGGCAAUAUUUGUACCGUAAUGACAGUUUACAAAAGGAUGAAAGAACGAAAUUUCGGUCAAAUUGCGAUCAUUUCUUCAGCUGUUGGUUUCUUCGGACCGCCAAAUAUGUGUUGGUACAAUUCUACAAAAUGUGCACUUAAUUCAUUCGCACGAGACUUAAGAUACAUCGUUGAACCAUAUAAUAUUCGUGUCUCUCUUGUCACACCUGGUAUAAUUGCCUCAAACAUGACUACGAACCCCGACCAACCUGUACCUUUUACGAACUCCAGUCUUGCAAAUCCUAAUGAGUUAGCGAAAGUUAUCAAAAAACAAUUAGAAUCCAAUGUUUUCUGUAUCGCUUGGCCGUUUUUUCAAGUGUUGUUAGCUUGGUUAGGAUCAACCUUCCCACCUAGGGUUUCGUUAAUGGUUUCGUGGGCGUUCGGAAAAUUAUUUCAAAUACGUGCAAAUGAUCUAGCAUUAACUUGA